Messenger RNA from Scomber japonicus (chub mackerel), 3190 nucleotides. RefSeq names its product HDGF like 2 (gene hdgfl2). Gene Ontology annotation, biological process: regulation of transcription by RNA polymerase II. The record is from RefSeq and is a predicted model, not a curated record. The transcript is spliced from 16 exons. Lineage: Eukaryota; Metazoa; Chordata; Actinopteri; Scombriformes; Scombridae. Gene Ontology annotation, cellular component: nucleus. Gene Ontology annotation, molecular function: transcription coregulator activity; double-stranded DNA binding. Bases 136 to 2106 code for a protein of 656 amino acids.
UGCACUGUUAGCUUGCAGGCUAACCCCAUCGUUUCCAGGUUUCGUGUCGACCUGAAAACAGCAAACGCAGAGAGACACAAAAAGGCUACGCGACCGAAUACGCUUUAGACCCCGGCUGCUAAAAGGAGCAGGACAAUGCCGCACAACUUUCAGCCCGGAGACUUGGUCUUCGCUAAAAUGAAGGGGUACCCCCACUGGCCAGCCAGGAUUGAAGAUGUGGCUGAUGGGGCAGUAAAGCCACCUCCUAAUAAAAUCCCAAUUUUCUUCUUUGGGACACAUGAAACUGCAUUCCUAGCAGCAAAGGACCUUUUUGCCUAUGAGAAGUACAGAGAACGCUAUGGAAAGCCCAACAAAAGAAAGGGAUUCAAUGAAGGCUUAUGGGAAAUCCAGAACAAUCCACAUGCCUCCUACAGUGCCCCGCCUGUGCCAGCAAGCUCAUCUGACAGCGAGGGCAACAAUGCUGGAGGAGGAAGCGAUGAAGAAGAUGAAGAUGAAGAAGCCCCAGUGCCUCAGAAAGCAGAUUCUGGAAGUGAGGUUGACUCAGAUUCUGGAAGUGAAGACAGAGGAAGGGGAGGAGGGGUGAAGCGAAAGCCACCGGCUGUCAAGCGGCCCCCUCCUCCAAAAAAGGUUCGGCGCUCGUCCAGUGACAGAGAUGAAGAGAGUGGAUCCCCUUCAGAAUCAGAGCCCACCCCUUCAGAGUCUGACUCUGGCAAGAACAGUGAUCAGGAUUUUACUCCAGAGAAGAAAUCUGCUGGACGAGGUGGAAAGAAAGUAGGAAGCAGAGGGAAGAAAAAGAAAGCGUCAUCUGGCUCGGAUUCAGAGUCAGGAUCCGGCUCCGAGAAGAAAGUGGUGGAUAGCGAGUCAGAGGACGAGAAGCCUCGACCAGCUCUGUCUGGCUCAGAAUCCCAGUCUGGCUCAAAGUCUGAAUCAGACUCAGAUCCACCUCCCCGGAAGGGUCCACAGGCACGCAAGAAAGAGAAGCCGGCUCCAAAACCUCGUGCACGGAAACCUAAACCUGCCCCAGCCAAAAGAGCACCUUCGUCAUCCUCUGACAGUGACAGUGACAGUGAACCAGACCGCAUCAGUGAAUGGAAGAAACGUGACGAGGAACGGAGAAGAGAGCUAGAGGAGCGCCGGAAAAAGGAGGAGGCAGAGGAGCUCCGCCGGCUACGUGAGAGAGAGAAAGAGGAAGAGGAGAAAAAGAAAAAAGACAAAGAGGCUAAAAAAGGGAGUGACAGUGACAGCAGCAGCUCAGAUGAAGGUGUAGAUGAACACCCAUUGAAGAAGUCCAAAAAACCCCCUCCACCCCCGAUCCCUGCACCCUCUGACUCUGAUUCUCCACCACCAUCUGAGAUGAAGAAACCAUCCAAGAAACCAGACAACCAGAAUAAGGCAAGAGUAAAGAAAGAGAAGGAGAGAAAGGAAAGAAAGGAGAAAGAGCUAAAAGAGAAGAAGGCCCGGCGGUCAGAAGAGAAGUCUAGAGCAAGGUCUAAGCCUGAAAAACCCAAACGCAAACCAGAGAGACCUCCAGAGAAGAAAGUGGAAAAGAAAAAGGAACCUUCACCUGAAGAAAAGCUGCAAAAACUCCACACAGAUAUUAAGUUUGCACUCAAAGUGGACAACCCAGACAUUGAGCGGUGUCUACAAGCCCUGGCAGAGCUUGAGGCUGUGCCUGUCACCAGCCAGAUCCUCCAUAAGAAUGCUGAAGUUAUUGCCACACUAAAAAAGAUUCGGCGGUAUAAAGCCAGCGCCGCAGUCAUGGAAAAAGCUGGUGAAGUCUACAACAAGUUAAAACUUCGCUUUGUGGGCAAGGGAGAAGUGGCAGCUAAACCUAAAACUGAUGACAAGGAACCUGAAGACGAUGUGAAGGAGACACAAAACACAGAUUCAACUCCUGUGAAUGGGGAGUCAGAACGGAAAAAAGAUGAUGAUGUGGAAGAAGAGGAAAAGCCUAAAUCACCUGCCCAAGAAGAGAAUAAUGACCAUCCUGCUUCAAGCCCAAUCAGACGGAGCCCAGACAGCCCUGCUGAAGAACAGACAAACACAUAUGAAGAAGCAGACAACUCCAUUUCUGCAGAGAUGGAGCCAUCUCCUGUAGAAAGCUGAAAGACCCUUAACAACCACUGGAAUGGACCAAGUACUAAUGAUGAUGGCCUCUUUGUUUGACAUCAUACAGUGCCCAAGGCCCAACACCCUCACACACACACACACACGCAGCAUUUCCUACACUAUCUGUUACGCCAAUGUUGAUGUUUUGGACAUUUUGUACUAUACUGAUUUCAAACCGGAAGGCCCUGUUGCUCAAACCGUUUGGUCCAUUAUUUAUCACAGCAAAAAGGAAAGCUUAUUAGUGUGAUAGUUUGUGGCGCUGUGCGAAUCCCUUCUGUUUCUGAAAUGUACUUUUCCUUUUAUACGACACUCAGCCCGUCCUGGAUCUUCACUCCGUACACGUACUCCUGGCUACUUCGUUCUUUCUACCACGUGAACUCUUGACUUUUGGUCUUUCAUACCAUAUUGAAUGAUUACAUUUUUAGCACUUCUUACCAGAAUUUAGGCUGCAGUAGUAUCAGAUGGAACUUUAAUGAUUCCUGUGGGGAAGUUUGGUGGAAAUGGAGCCAUGCCAUUAAUUUUUCACUUUUUCAGAUUUUGUGCAGCCCUUACAUCUGUUGAUUUUUUUUUCUUCUUUUUUUUUUUUUUUAUAAAGCCUACAACACAUCACAAAGGCCUCCUGUCUGUGUGUAUGACAUUGUGAGAGUGGUGAAGUACUAUUUGUGAGUCUUUUAUGUUAAGUUUUUUUUUUUUAAUUAUCUGGUGAUCCAGUUAAUCCAGUCUGAAAUGUAAAGCCAUGAAAUAAGUCACUUACAGCUGUUUUCCAACUGAGGUCCACAUACUUUUUAUAGCCUUGUUUGCAGGUAUUUGCAUCUACAGUUUUGUCUAAGAAAAUAAUUGCUGUGGAGUUUCACACCUUGCAAUCUCGUCUCCCCCGUAGUGUCUGCUUUCAGUAACUUGCAUAAUAAAUGGAAUAACUGUACAGAUCAAAAACUGCCCUUAAAAGCUAUUGAGAUCUCAUGUAGCUGCAGCCUAUUUUGACAUUUUCCUGUCAUAUGCAUACAACAGGUGUUUUUAGUGCUAUGUAAAUUGGUAAAGCAUUUCUAUCACUUAGUUGAGACUUGAAUAAAAAUCUCAGCAU